Molecule: messenger RNA, 4280 nt
Organism: Fomitiporia mediterranea MF3/22
Lineage: Eukaryota; Fungi; Basidiomycota; Agaricomycetes; Hymenochaetales; Hymenochaetaceae
Exons: 3
Coding region: 1975-3699 (574 amino acids)
Biological process (GO): signal transduction
Cellular component (GO): cytoplasm; nucleotide-activated protein kinase complex; nucleus
Molecular function (GO): protein kinase binding
Source: RefSeq, a predicted model, not a curated record
ACCUAUUGAACUGAGAGUGACAGCAUGAGUAAGGCAAGCAUAUGUGUAGUCCACGCAGGUCAUGAUUUGCGCCGCCUUAGUACCUAACUUUGGACUGUGUCCCUUCGAAGUUCGAGGCUCUAGACUUUCGCAUGAUGUGAGAGUGACGUCCGCGAGCUUCCUCGUUUCGUCUCGGAGACUUCCUGUCGUCUAGAGUUCUUGGUUUCCCUGGACGUAGCUGUCGGGUUGCUCGGAUGCGUACAAAUCGGAGUAAAGUCCAUCUAAAGCUGGUAGAGUUUUCUAGGCUAGGAAAUUGAUCCGAUUAUAGAUAAAUACAGAGAUCUUGUAAUUCAUGGAUUCAGGAAUGUUUUCUAGGCCAGAAACUUGUGCUAAGCUGUAGCGGAAGCUAAGCAUAACAAAGGGAGUUUAAGGAGCGUUCGAGAAAUUGGCUUCGAUAAGAUGACGACAGAAGAAAAAGACGUCAUGAAGAAGGAAUUUCUCCGGGAUCCAUAUGCAUCAAUUGUGCUCUGCGAAUUCGAGACAUCGUUCCGAGACCUUGCAAGACCGUACGAAACGCAUUCACACCUCGUACACUGUGGCGGGUAGUAUUUAAAGUUUGUUAGAACCACUAAUGUCGGGGCGACCCGAACUCCCAUGGAUGUCGGCGAUUGCGAUAGCGCCAUAAUGAAUGCGCAUGAUGAGGCACCCGCCGGCAAAUGUGUGAUACGCUUGUAUCACUGAAGGUAGGAACAAACGGACUAGUGCAGACGUACCUGGUGCUCGAGCGCGUCCGAGCACAUGAAAUGAAAAAUGUAGACUCGAAACGAAGCGAUGUAAAUAUCUUGCCGGCCCGACGGAAGUAAUUAACGGGUGCUGAGCUUGAUACGGAGAAUGAUAAUAACCGGGAGAGAGAUAAAACGGUGGCGUGCUGCGUUUUGCUUUGAGGAUUCCGUUACCGUAAGAGAUGCAAAGCUCGUAGUAAUGGUGAGAGCUGUGCAAGAGCAGGUCAGGUCAGGUGCAGCAACGUAGCAUUCUUGUGGCAUGCAGGGACAGAAGCAGAGGGGACUCCGAUAGGCAAGUGGUCAUUUGCGAGAAUGACGUCGGACGAAGAAAAGGGGAGACGUGGCCAGAUAUAGGUGCUCCUUGUUUUGCCUAGUCUAGUGCUGGUGAUGGUAGUCCUCUUGCUAAGAUCUGCCCGUGCCGAAGAUAGAUGAGUUCAUAUUUUGAAUUGCUGGCUGCUAGAGUGGGUGUGUUCCGGGCAUCUGGACGACGGCACACGGACAGCGCCAGCAGACAGCCGCAGAUUUCCGAGAGAGCGUGAACUAGAGCCUAGAGAGAAAUAAGACUGCCGGGGAGAGGAAGGAGCCGUUGCCCUGAGCCAAGAAGGACGAGGGAUACAGCAGCGGGAAAAGUCGAUCCACUGCAGACGAAAGAGGAGUAAGGAGCGCGCGAGUGCAGGCAGCAGUUAUGGGAAAUCCAAUUGGCUGCACCGAAAAUUAGGCGACGGGUGCUUCUCACCGCUUAACGCCCGUCGAGCUCGUCGAGGAGUGCAGGUGUGUGCUGUGCGCCGUCGCCGCUGCCGUCGUUGUCGACGGCCAGUCUGCGAGAAAGGGAGUACUGUGAGUAAGCUUUCUGCUGACGUAAUCUAUUAUUGUUGAGCCGAUCGACGGUCCCCGUGCCCACUGCACUCGUCCUCUGUCCUCCCAACACCCUGCACGCUACCCCGACACCUUCGACGACACUCCCUUCUUCGUCUCUCACCACUACUUCCAGCACAAAAGGCGCAUUUGUCCUAUCGAGGGACAGCCGCGACCACCUUACGGACAUCGUUAACGAUCGGCAAAGUUUGCAGAAGCACGUCUGUGGAGUCUCCGUGUGAGUCCUAUCCCCGCCCUGUCUUACUCUCUCUAUCUCAACUCUCUUUCUCCUCCCUGCCUCCUCGUCGUCCUCGCCCGUCGCCGUCCCCGCCAUUGACGCUGCGCCUGACGAUGGAUAAUGCUCCAGCUGAUGGGCAACACCUCCUCGUCCCAGUCUAACCGCGGUUCGGCGACGCAUUCAUCCAGCUCUAACCAAGACUCACCGUCCCGCACCUCCUCUCGUCGCUCCCGCUCCCAGCAUUAUUCCGCCACGCCAGCAUCCACGGACCGUCGCUCGCCCACUCGUGCGUCCGACGCACAGGGCCAACCUGCCGAAGCACCCCAAAAUCAGCAAAAACGACUCCCGCACCGUUCCCUACGUACCAAGAAAAAAUCCCUAGAGUUGCCCGACCUGGCGCUCGCAAUCUCCUCGCCACCUGGUGCCCAGGCGGGCAAUGGGGCGGCGACGGGGCCCACCGGACCUUAUCGCCGUCCACAGGCUUCUUCGCCCAUAGCGAUCCCCACAAGACCCGGUUCGGGCGUCGGACCCGGGGCUCCAUCUAGAGCGAACCAGGAGUCUCGUCUUAGAUCGAUCCCGUCAGCUGCCACCAAUGCAGCAGUCCAAAAUAUGCCGCCUAUGGCGGAGGUAAUUGUGCAAGCUGAAGCUGCUCCGCGCGGCCGUGGGAACCCUCACAUUAGAGGGGCUCCUCUGCAGUACACCUCCACGCACUCCUUUACGGGCACUGGCCGCGGACAGACGCUGCCGAGCUUUGUGCUACGCUCCCAUCCUCACGGUGGUUUCGUACCCGAGGAUGUAAAAAGCUCCAUUCCUCUCGCCAUUCGUACGGCGGGAGAGGGGGCCGAAGCUGAGGAGGAGACUGAGCGCGAGAAAGCAGAGUACAUUGCGCCUCGUCGGUCGACAGAGGAGAAGCAGCCCGCUCAAGUGUGUAUUGUAUGGCGAGGAGGUGGAAAGAGCGUAUUUCUUAUGCGUGCGGGAGAUAAUAACUGGAAAGGGCGUCAACCCAUGGAAUAUGACGAGAGCUCGAAGCAGUGGACGACGUGGGUCUCGCUCACCCCCGGUACUCACCACAUACGCUUCCUCGUCGAUGGUGUCUCCACCAUUGCCGAUGACUUGCCGACUGCCGUCGACGACAAUGGUUCUCUCGCCAACUACGUCGCCGUUCCUAUUUCCGGGCAGACUCCGCCUUCUGCAACGCUGCAUCCGACGCCGCGAGAGCAAAUUCCGCCCGCCAGCUCUGGUAACGGCGCAAGCUUCUUUGCCGAUGCUGAAAAUCCUGCCGGGCAAGAAGAUGCCGCAUGGACGGACAGGGUUCCCUGGCAGCUUGAGUGUGCUGCAGAGGAAGAGGAACAGUGGCUUUCUCACUCUCACACGCAUUCACAUGGCGCACAGGGUCAACCCCCUCCACCUCAGCACCCUCAAGCGCCAUCCCUUCCUCGUCACCUUGAGAAGCUGAUCUUGAACCAGAAGCCACCUAGCUCGCGCACCUCAUCCAAGACUGGCGGGAGCAGCGCGGCUUUGUUCGGUGCUAGCGGUACUCUUCCUGUCACUACCGCUAGCGGAACAAACCUCAGUGCGUCAACAAGCAGACGCGUCCAUGCCCCGAUUGGCGCUGCUAGUGGAGCUACUCCUGCCCGCGAGCCUUAUACGAAACUGGACGAUGCUCCUCCAGGCGUCCUUGCUGGUACUGGCAAUGCCGAUGAUGGGAGUGUGCUCCCUGUCCCUUCACAUGUUGUACUGCACCACCUCGGCACGAGUGCGAUCCGUAACGGGGUGCUCGCAGUUGCGGACACGGUUCGAUACAAGAAGAAAUAUAUCACGACGAUCUACUACAAGCCUACAUGACUUAGACGUGCAACAUCACUCGUCUUGACUUCAUCUUGUUGGCUCUCUUGGACUUUUUGUUCACGAUACACGGUGUCACGGAUCGCAUCCGUAUAACACGACUGUUACACCCUCCAGUUCCUCAUUGCCUUACCUUUCGCUACUGACAGCUUCUCCUUCCGCCUAUUUGCCUAUUCAUCCUUCCUCCACUGUUGUUUCUUCUCUUCAACCUGUCACUGCUGGAGACUGUUCACUCCGCAUUCACCCCCUGUUUUACCUGUUUAUGCAUAGACGCGCUUCAAAAGCUGGAGGUUUGGAUCUGUCCCUUUUGACUUCUUCCUUGGUCUCUCUCCACUCUGUCCUUCUGGAGGAGUUCAUGUUUUUUUCUUUUGUAGUCUGCCUGACCUCUUGUAUCCCUUUCCUCUUUCUCUCUCUCUCUGUUGCCAUUCUGUCUGGCUUCACUCACGCCCUUGUAGACUCAACCGCCUUCGUGGGACUCUUACCUUUCUCUCUUCCUCCAUUGGACUGACUUUGUUUUUCUGAUCACGGUCAUGGUCUCUCAUAUCCUCUCUCCUGUUUACCCAGCCCAUCGCAACCCAAGA